AUGUCGCCUACCGCUGUUGAGUCAACCUCGGCCGUACCCGUCCCGACCAAGGGCAAAGUAGCGGCGCCUCUGCAAGUCACCGGGGCACUGAAAGACUUUGAGUCAGUUGAGAUCAGCCCAAGCAUCGGGCGCGAGUAUCCCACAGCAGAUCUUGCAGAAAUUCUCAAGGCUCCCAACUCUGACGAGCUCAUUCGAGACUUGGCAGUGACCAUCUCUGAGCGCGGUGUUGUUUUCUUUCGUGCCCAAGACAACUUGACCAAUGAUUUGCAAAAGGAGCUUAUUGAGCGGCUCGGCCGGCUAACCGGCCGGCCGGCCGAGUCGGGCUUGCACGUCCACCCGCUGCUGAACCCGGGCCGGGAGCUCGGGGGCGACGACCCCGAGAUCAGCGUCAUCAGCUCCGUGCAGAGGGAAAAGUACUACACGACACCCACAAUCGAUGGGCUAAGCGGCAAGAAGCAGAUCACUGCGCAGUGGCACAGCGACAUUGCUUUCGAGCCGUUCCCAGCCGACUACUCCUCGCUGCGCCUUGCCCAGCUUCCCAAAACCGGCGGCGAUACUCUGUUUGCAUCUGGAUAUGAAAUCUACGACAAGCUCAGCGAGCCGUACCAAAAGUUCCUCGAGGGUCUCAGCGUGACCUUUGAGCAGCCUGGCUUCGGCAAGUCGGCUGCCGCCCACGGCUUCGAGCUCUGGGACAAGCCGCGCGGCAACCCUGCCAACGUUGGCACGCAGCUCAAGGCCAUUCAUCCCGUCGUCCGCACGAACCCUGUGACGGGAUGGAAGAGCAUCUUCCCCGUCGGCGGCCACGUCAAGCACAUCAACGGCGUCACGGAAGAGGAAAGCACUCACCUGUUGAACUGGUUUUUGGACAUCGUGUACAAGAAUUACGACUUGCAGGUCCGAUUGCAGUGGAAGAAUCCCAACGAUAUCGCUAUUUGGGACAACCGUAGCACGUUCCACACUGCAACCUUUGAUUACGAGGACCAAGGCGAUCGGCUUGGUAUUCGCGCCGUCGGCGUUGGCGAGCGCCCAUUUUUCGAUCCCCAGAGCUCGUCGCGACAGGAGGCGCUUGCAGCACGCAACAAAUGA
Beauveria bassiana ARSEF 2860 is the source of this 1086-nucleotide messenger RNA. RefSeq names its product TfdA family Taurine catabolism dioxygenase TauD. NCBI's taxonomy places the organism in Eukaryota, Fungi, Ascomycota, Sordariomycetes, Hypocreales, Cordycipitaceae. Gene Ontology annotation, molecular function: 2-oxoglutarate-dependent dioxygenase activity. The record is from RefSeq and is a predicted model, not a curated record. Gene Ontology annotation, cellular component: cytoplasm. Bases 1 to 1086 code for a protein of 361 amino acids. The transcript has 4 exons.